Molecule: messenger RNA, 5151 nt
Organism: Morone saxatilis (striped sea-bass)
Lineage: Eukaryota; Metazoa; Chordata; Actinopteri; Moronidae
Gene: dbpa
Product: D site albumin promoter binding protein a
Biological process (GO): regulation of transcription by RNA polymerase II
Cellular component (GO): nucleus
Molecular function (GO): DNA-binding transcription factor activity, RNA polymerase II-specific; RNA polymerase II cis-regulatory region sequence-specific DNA binding
Source: RefSeq, a predicted model, not a curated record
ACAAAGACAAGCCCGUGGACUCUGAUGAGGACUCAGUGGGGGUCAAUGCCGGAGGCCCCGCCAGUGCAGGAGGAGCCCCUGCGUCCGGUGCGUUGCGGCCCAACUCCCAGUCAGCCUUCCUGGGCCCGCUGCUGUGGGAGAGGACCCUGCCGUGUGAUGGAGGCCUGUUCCAGCUGCAGUACAUGGACCUGGAGGAGUUCUUGACUGAGAACGGGAUGGGGAUGCACAGCAAUGGGCCCAGCUCCACCAGCGCCCAGAUCCCUUCCCAGAGCUCCCAGUCGGCGGUGCCCAACCAGAGCUCCCAGUGCCCUCCCACCUCUCCUCCGCCCUGCUCCUCCUCUUCCUCUUCCAUGUCCUCCUCAUCCUCCUCUUCCUCGCUGCUGGGACUGGAGACCGUCCAGCCGCAGCCACCGCCGCCGCCGCCACUGCCACCUCAGCAGCAGCCGCCAGGCAUGAUGGGAGGACCUGAGUGUCUACAUGGUGGUCAGGCGGUGCCUCAGGACCCGUCACCCACUUCUACCUGCCCUCCGGUACCCCCCGGACCUCCGGCGGGCGCCAACGGCAGCAGCGACAUCAUGGUGAACUUUGACCCCGACCCGGCAGACCUGGCGCUGUCCAGUGUGCCGGGCCAGGAGGCGUUUGACCCGCGGCGGCACCGCUUCUCUGACGAGGAGCUGAAACCCCAGCCGAUGAUCAAGAAGGCCCGCAAGAUGCUGGUCCCAAAUGAGCAGAAGGACGAGAAGUACUGGAGCCGACGUGUCAAGAACAACGAGGCGGCGAAGCGCUCGCGGGACGCCCGGCGGCUGAAGGAGAACCAGAUCUCUGUGCGCGCCGCCUUCCUGGAGCGGGAGAACGCCGCCCUUCGCCAGGAGGUGGCAGACAUGAGGAAAGAGCUGGGCCGCUGCAGGAACAUCAUCAACAAGUACGAGAGUCGACACGGAGACUUGUGAGGAGGAGGAAGAAGAACAAGAGGAAGAUGAAGGAGGAAGGGGCGGGAGGGGAGGAGGAAAUUAGAAAAGGGUACAAGGCAACCCAACAACAGCAGCACUUUAGUUGAAGUGGCGAAGGGGGAGGAGGCCGGCGUAGAUCUGCAGUAAGCGCUGUGCGACACCGGGCGCAAACACGAAAAAGUGUGUUUUAGUGUGAGCGCUGUGCUUCAGGAUGGCACGACAGGAAAGCACAGCGACACCGUUUUUUCCAGUUUGACUCUCUUUGUACAUGCUGCUCCGUUGAACCCACACAACGUACUGUAUCACACCUUGUGUCACCUCGGCAGCUUACGUCACCCUCGGUGCUGUGCUUACGGUCGGUGUCGCACGGCGUUUUUGCAGGUAGUGCGUCCCGGCCGCUGCUCCGGGCCAGUUCAAACAGGGUGUUGAAUUCACAUUAUGCCAGUGAAAUCUCACUUUUUAAGCUCAAGGCACGGAUACAAGCCAGGAGAGGUCAGAUGUGUAAUUUUUUUCUAUAAAUAGGACAAAAAAAACAUGUAUAUUUUUGAACUGGGCAGGAAGGCAAGACUAGUCCAGCAAAGAGGAGGAAGAGGAAGAGGAAGAGGUGCAGGGUUUUCGUCCAUAACGCAAAGAGAUUUUGACAUAGGAUUAUUGUAUAUUUUUCUAUUAGCAGAGAUAGUCAGGAGGAAGAUUUUGGAGAUAAUCUUUUGUAUAUUUUAUAUAUGGGGCGGGGAGGGGCUGUUAGCUGGACAGUCACGGGGCCACACAAAACGCUUUUCCUCCCAGCUGUUUCUUGCUAAACAACAAAUAAUCUAUUUUCGAUUUCACGGAGCUGGUUAGUCGGAGGCCGAGGCGCAACAGAGAAUGUAUCACGGUUGAAUCAGGUAUUUUACAAGGUGUGAGGCGAGGCCAGGUAUCUUAGUAACGAUUGUUUUUCGGCAUCUUUGGGCGGGGUAGGGGGGCGGGGCGUUAGCAGGAAGACGGUGAAACAAAAAUUGUAUAGAUUUAAGAAAUUUUUGUGUUCGUUUGUUUUUUUUUGUGGGCUCGUUGAAGAACUUGAUUUGUUAUCUUCUAUUUGAUUCCGUGUCUGAUUCUUUUUUUUUUUAAACAAUCGCAGGGCUUUUAUUUUCGAAGGUGAAGGGGAGAAAAAGAGAGAGAGGAAAGCAAGGAAGUAAUUAGCCAUCAGAACAGCUGGAUGUGAGCAGAUGUUUUUUAAGGAAUAUAAGGUGGAGGAUUUCGCUGGCAGGUUUUUUGCAUUUAGUUUAGGUGUCUUGCUCACACGCACACUUGGACACACAAUUUGUUAACAAUAAUACGACACGGUUGCGGUCUUUCUCUCUCUAUUUACUCCUCGAAUUUGUCCAGGAAGUGCAAAAAUGAAAUACUAACUGGUUUAGGGUUGAUUUGCCCAGAUUGAACAGUGACUGAAACCUUCAGCAUGCAGACACACAGAAAACACACACACAGUCCUCACCCAGGUUUGAACCCUUAUUGUUGUUGUUGAUGUUGUUAUGGACUUCUAUGGUGCUGAUCUGAUCUGAUCCUUCACCUGACGCACACACAAACACACACAAAAACCCCAACCACACACACACGUGCAGACAUACAUACAUCUCAAACACAGUACUGAACUGCCUAUACCUUUUCUUUGUCUUUUAUUCCUUCUUUUUAGUUUAUUUUUCCUUUUUUUGUUGCAUAUUGUAUCGAUAAAUCGUAUAUAGAUUUACACACAACACUUGUCUAUACCUCUCCUUCAAACUUUACCCAAUGAGAAACGAGAAAUGCACCCUACUGCUACUGUACCAUACAACUGUACUAUUGAAUAUUAAACUAUUCUCUCACUAGAUAUAUAUAUAUGUAUAUGAUAUAUGCUUGAAUUAUGUGAUUAUAGUUGUAAUAUACAUAAUUGAAUAUAUUACAGAGAAACCCAUCUGAAUCAUUUUGUCAGUUUUUUCUCAGGUGUUUUUGUCUGAGGUAUUAAAUACACGUAUUAAAAAAAAAAACACGCAAAAAAGUCUUUGAUUGGAUCACAGAAUCUGUGGUUUGUUUUGUUUGGUUUUUUGGGGGAGGGACGGGGGGGGGGUAAUAUUUUAUUUUUCUUGUUGCAUUUCAGAGCUGUUUGGAUUUAUUGUUAGGAUUCUGUUAAACCCCAGUUUAUUACUAACUCACUACGGGGCAGAAAACGCUCUCCUCAGACCAAGUGACCGUUCACUAAGCCCCGCCCCCUUCAGUUACUGUUGCUACGGCCGUCAAGCUUUCCAUUUUAGUGGCGUUUUACCUCUCGAAAAUCUGAAUUAUUUCCUUUAAUGUCAGACAUGCAGCUUGUUCGAUCUAGUCCACGAUCUUCAGUUUUACCGGCUAAAAUGAGAACAACUCCAUCGCUGUGUCUGAAAUCCCUCCGUUGUUCACUCAUUCACAAAUCUCUACAUAAUAAAAACUCCAUUAUUUACUCAAUGGUGAGCAAGAAAUGGAGAUUUUGGAUGAAUCGCUGUCAUUUUGUCAUCACUGACAGCUGUCUUUAAAAACGUAUUGACGCAAUACAGAAAGCAACUUUUUUGUUUCAUCGUGCAAAUUUAUAUUAAACAAUAAAGAAAAAAUGUCAUUCACAUUCAGAAUUUGGACACCAAUCGGUAACAGGACUGAUUUUGGACACAGCGACAGAUUAACCACUCAAAAUGUUUAGUAUUCUUUGAAACAAGAGGACCUUGAUUUUAAACAUAAGUGGACAAGCAGCCUCUCAUUAGAUUUGCUCAUUAGAUUUUAUUAGCUACAGCUAGCUUGCUAACUAACAUUUACUCAGUCGUAAACGGUAAAAACACAGCUGGAGACCGACUCGUAUGCAAAUGAGAAACGUUUAAAAGGGUCUUAAACAUGCAUUUGAUGGCUACAUGCAUUGUAUCAUGCUAAUGUGCUGUAAUGCUGUGUAAUGAUGCAGAAAAGAUGGAGGCAAAUGUCACUGGAAGAUUUCAUCAGUUGUGGCCAACUAGCUAAUUAAGCUAAUGUUAUUCUUUCUCCGGCUGACUUUUAUGUUUCCAGGUCAUUGAGACCUCUGUAAAAGGGAUCAUAAAUAUGCACCACAUACAGGAUGUAAUGCUGAAACACUGAGGCUAAAGAAACACGUCCCUGCUCGACCAUAGGAAGACGCGGAGCAGUGUUGCUCUUGUUUUGCAGCAGUUGGCUUUAUUGUAUUUCCUUUAAAAAGUCAAAAUUGGAUUACUUCUUUAUAUAGUUAACCAUGCUUGCUAAUGUUACAGUUAAAGUUACGGUCGCUGAGCUAUGAUUGGACAGUUGCUGUUUGGGGGAGGGGUUUAGUGAACGGUUUAUUUAGAGAUGGCAACUAAACCUCAUUUAAAAGUUUAAAAGUUUUUGUUGCCUGCUUCACAGCUGUAGUCGCUAGUAUUAUAAUUGCUAUUGUUAUACAUUUCUUUUCAGUUUCAUGGAACAGCUUGUUUUCUUCAAAGUAAGCUGUGAUUUGAUUCUUGCAUAAAUCCCCUUUGAUUCCCCAGAACAACUUUUCACUUGAUUUCCCAUGAGCCUGUUUGCUGUUGGCACCAUCCGCAGACUUAAGUGAACCCCAGGUGUAUUAUGGGAGCUGUAGUUGUAUCCUUGAUAUAUUUACACACUAUAUAUUUUCCUUUUUCUUGUUUGAUUUGUUUUUUUUUGGGGGGGGGGAUCUGUUUAAACCUGAUACACAGACAAAAACUUUUGAAUUUAAAUCCCUGGAAGAAAAGUCUCAGAGCUUCUUACGUUUCCAUCUGUUGGUGGAAGAAGAAAGCCAUGUGUUUUUUUCUUUUUUGAUAUCUGGGAUUUUUGAUUCACAGACGUUUCAGAAACUUUUUGACAGUGCUAUUUUUCUAUGUAACUGUGUUGUUGAGCGUGUUGCAACCUUUUCUGGCGGCCGUUUGAGGCCCACUCUUCACAUGGUGGCGGUGACAAUUUACUGCUGUACGAUAAAACAGCAUUGCGGGUAAUAAUGACAAGAAUAAUAAUGUACACAGCCAUGUUAUUUCUCCUUCAAUUUUGUGGAUUCUCAGAUAACUUUCUCCAUGUUGUGACUGACUGUUAUGAACUACAAGUCCCAUGAGCGCAACACUACCCCGACUCCUCACCAGUAUUGUGUGCUGUCCACAGGGAUGAUGGCAUAUGUGUUCUGGCUUCUUUUCCCUCCAAACACCAAUAAAGGCUUAUCCUUAUUCACUGA